GUCGGUCAGAGAGGAGUUUUAUAUGCUUCAUCUUGAGGGUAUUUCUUUCUACUGCUAGAGAUGUAACUCAUUAUUUUCAAACUUAUAAAUGGCUGUUGUGUCUUCUCCAGUGAUCUCUCUGGCUAAGAAGAGAUAUACUAGGUCUCUGAAAAUGGAUAUUCUCACAUAUUCUUCUUCCGAUAGAAAAGCCAGCAGUCACUGAAAUAAGAACUUGAAGUUACUUCCUCUUUUUUUAUGUCUUAAGAACAGGAAAUAAAGAAAUGAAGACGAUUCUCAGGGCAGAGAUCUGAAUCACAAUGCAUUUCACUCUGGCAACAGAACAAAUUUACUAAAGUGAUGACAGGACCCAGGGAGAACAAUGCUUUAUUUGAGCUGGCUAUUUCUUUGGCUUGUCGCGGGAGAGAAAAUUAAAGGAUUUAAUAUUUCAGAUUGCUCCACCAAAAGCAUUCUUUGGACAUAUUCUGCGGGGUAUGAGGAGGGGUUUUUCUUGUUUUGUGAUUUACCAGAGCCACAGAAAUUCGAUUUCUACCACAGAAGCCAACUCUUACCAACACAAGGCCCUGAACACCUGCCCUGCAGGGGUGUUAAGGACCUAUCUGAUGUCCAGUGGUAUGUACAACCUCAAAAUGGAGAUCUAUUGGAGGAAAUUACUGAAAACUAUCCUCACAUCAUCCAGGACAAGAACACUCUACGUUUUUUGACCACAAGGAUGAAUAAUGCUGGCACGUAUAUUUGUAGACCCAGGAUUAGGAGCCCCCAGCAUGAGGCCUGUUGUGUCAAGACGGUUUUGGAAGUUAAGCCCGAGACAAACACAUCCUGUGCGAGUUCUGUGUCACAUAAGCAAUACCUUCUUCUUGGUAGCACUGACUCCAUUUAUUGUCCCAGUCUCAGCUGCCAUAGUGAUGCACAAAGUCCAAAGGUGACCUGGUACAAGAAUGGAAAACUACUCUCUGAAGAAAGGAGCAACCCAAUCCUAGUGGAUGAAAUUUAUGACUAUCACCAGGGCACAUACGUAUGUGAUUACACUCAGUCAGACAGCACAAGUUCUUGGACGGUCAGAGCUGUUGUUCAAGUGAGAACCAUUGUGAAAGACACUAAUCUCAAACCAGAUAUCCUGGAUCCCAUCAAGGACACACUGGAAGUAGAACUCGGAAAGCCUCUCACUCUUAACUGCACGGCACGAUUUGGUUUUGAAAAGGACUUUAGACCUGUGAUAAGAUGGUACGUCAAAGAUUCUGACCAGGAGUGGGAAGUCCCAACACCUGAGGGGAAAAGUGUUAAAUCCACCUUAAAGGAUGAAGUCAUCGAGCGUGUCCUCCUUUUGAAAGAAGUUACUCAGAGUGACCUUCGCAGGAAGUUCAUUUGCUUUGCCCAGAACUCCCUCGGGAACACCACCCAGUCCAUCCAACUGAAAGAGAAGAAAGGAGUGGUGUUCCUGUACAUCCUACUUGGCACCAUCAUGACCCUGGCAGGCGUGCUGACGGCAGGCGCUUUCCUCUACACGUACUGGAUUGAAAUAGUGCUGCUUUACCGAACCUACCAGAGCAAGGACGAGACACUCGGGGAUAAAAAGGAGUUCGAUGCUUUUGUAUCCUAUGCGAGAUGGAGCUCUUUUGACAGUGAGGCCUCUUCAUCCCUGAGUGAGGAAAACUUGGCCCUGAAUCUCUUCCCUGAAGUUUUGGAAAACAAAUACGGAUACACCCUGUGUUUGUUUGAAAGAGACGUGGCCCCAGGAGGAGUGUAUGCAGAAGACAUUGUGAGCGUUAUUAAGAAAAGUAGAAGAGGAAUAUUUAUCUUGAGCCCCAACUAUGUCAAUGGCCCCAGUGUCUUUGAACUACAAGCAGCCGUGAAUCUUGCCUUGGAUGACCAAACACUGAAACUCAUUUUAAUUAAGUUCCGUUCCUUCCGAGAGCCAGAGUCUCUACCUCAUCUUGUGAAAAAAGCUCUUCGGGUUUUGCCCACAGUCACUUGGAGAGGCUUAAAAUCAGUUUCCCCCAAUUCCAGGUUCUGGACUCAAAUGCACUACCACAUGCCAGUGAAAAACUCUAAAGGAUUCACGUGGCACCGUCUCAGAAUCAUCCCGAGGAUUUUUUCACUGGAAAAGACUCCUCGGUAAAACAGAAACCACUGGGAGGAGCUCCCAGCCCAGGGAAUGGUGCAAUGGGCCUGGAACCACCUCCCCUCCAGUCCUUAGUGAGUAGAGAUAUUGGUGGACGGAACGCACAGCAUGAGUUGGGCUGAUAUAAAGUGGAGAGUGUGCUGCCAGCCCUGAGUGAGCUUGGCAGGUACUGGAAUGACACUGAAGCUGCAGUUAGACCCCUGAUUUCCUGGACUGGACAAAGGGAGUGAAUUCUCCAGGUGCUUCACACAUUCAGCACACAAUGCCCCCAAGAUUUUCCUAGUGGUCUGAGCAGAAUCAGCAGAUAUAGCCACUUUUGCUUGUAGCUGUGGACUAUCCUGUCUCCUCUGUAUUGUACAUAUAAAUUUAUAUAGAUUUGCAAUCAAAUAAAUGUUAUUUUAUUAGAAAUGAGUGAUUUAAACUUUGCCUAAAGCUUCUCUGUUAAGAAGACAAUUUUUAUUCCGUGUUUACCCAUUAACUGUGGAGCACGGAUUGCAAGUAGGAAAGGCAGAAGCCAGGGGGACGAAGAGCAGACAGGGCCAUGGUUAGUCUCUACUGUGUCCUUGUGGGAAGUGCCCACUGUGGGCGGGCGGAUGAGCUAGAGGAAGGAGCCCCUUCCGCUAGGCCGAUGCAGCCCUGUGCUAGACACAAGGCUGAGGGAGCGAGUAGGGCUAAUUUCAGUUCCUCCUUGUCCCCUUGGCCUUUGUGCAGGGCGUGAAGUACGUGACCUUACUGUGGGCCGCUGGCAGUAGGGACCAACUAGGCCAAAAUGGUGAGGCCAAUGAGGAGAAAAGGAAUGGACUAGCAGUUACUUACCAAGUAGAAAGGCAGUGACAAGAGUCAGUCAAGGGUCUGGAAAACAAGUGUAUACACUGGUUCAAAGAUAGCAAGGAUGGAGGUCAAACAGAGCUUUUGUCUGAGCCACGCGCCUCUUGAGGCUGGCGCUCCUUGUAUGUGCUUCCUGACCCGCUGGUCUCAGCUGAAGUUCUCCUAAGGAAUGGGGAGGUAUGCUGGAGUACCAAGUGGUUGUUCCUGAUAGACAAGGCUAUGUCAUUCUCAUAAGUUUGUUUUCCUUAUGCGCAUUCAGUCUGCAGUUAAAACAGUGUUCUAGUCAUAGGUGAGUAUAAAACCUUCAUGCUCUGUCAUCCC
Equus quagga is the source of this 3268-nucleotide messenger RNA. RefSeq names its product interleukin 18 receptor accessory protein (gene IL18RAP). Gene Ontology annotation, molecular function: interleukin-1 receptor activity; interleukin-18 receptor activity. Gene Ontology annotation, biological process: interleukin-18-mediated signaling pathway. The coding region runs from base 359 to 2116 and encodes 585 amino acids. The record is from RefSeq and is a predicted model, not a curated record. The transcript is spliced from 12 exons. NCBI's taxonomy places the organism in Eukaryota, Metazoa, Chordata, Mammalia, Perissodactyla, Equidae.